Molecule: messenger RNA, 1372 nt
Organism: Meloidogyne enterolobii
Lineage: Eukaryota; Metazoa; Nematoda; Chromadorea; Rhabditida; Meloidogynidae
Source: the annotation of a GenBank genome assembly
AUGUUUAAUAGAAACAAUGGAUGUUUAUUAGGAAAUCGAAGCAAACCAGAACAGAACCCUUUCCCAGCGGAUUUGUUUACACUACAACAACGAAGACGUGGAGCUGUUGCUCUACACUUUUUUGGGCUAAUAUACAUGUUUAUAGCUUUGGCAAUUGUUUGUGAUGAGUUUUUUGUGCCUUCUUUAGGUGUAAUUACUGAAAUGCUUGAAAUUAGUGACGAUGUUGCUGGAGCUACAUUCAUGGCAGCUGGCGGUUCUGCACCCGAAUUUUUUACUUCACUCUUUGGUGUAUUCAUAACAGAAAACAAUGUUGGGGUUGGCACAAUUGUUGGAAGUGCGACAUUCAACAUCCUUUGCGUUCUCUCCUUUUGCACACUUUUUUCAAGGAAUGUUCUUUGCCUGACUUGGUGGCCGCUUUAUCGCGAUGUUACUUUUUACGGAGUUGCUAUUCUUUGUUUAAGUUUUUUCUUCAUGGAUGAACGUAUUUAUUGGACAGAAGCUUUGGCGAUGUUUGCAUUUUAUAUAAUUUAUGCAAUUUUUAUGAAAUACAAUUCAACGAUAGAACGUUGGGUUAAAGGAAGAUUAGGCUAUAUAUGUGGACUGAAUAGAGAUAAAAUGACAACAGAUGGACUAGCACCAAAUGUCAAAGUUAAUGAAAGAGGAGAUAAUAAUGCAACAGCCUCUACCCCUUCUGAUUUUUCAAAAAAUAAUUUCAACGAACAAACACCACAAAUUCAAAAUGUUUAUGGUGUUGAACUAAAUGUAAGAAGGCCUCUGCUCCAUGCAGGUGCUAAUUUUCCAGAAAUUUAUCCCGGAAUUUUGCAGUUGGCUAUGGAUCCAAAUAAGCUUUUAAAGGACAUUGGGACAAAAUCAACAGCAUUUUCAGAUUUUUAUUUUUUGGGUAGCCAACUUUUUAGUUCCGUAUCAGGGGUGUGCCAGUUUUGCGGAUUUUCACCUUUUUAGUGUUUCACCUUUCGCUUUUUAAAAUCUGUUUUGGCACACCCCUGUCCCGUAUAUUAUUAUACAUAAAUAUUACUCUUUUUGAGUUUUCUUCCACCCUUCUUCCACCUGACAUGUUCUUUUUUCUUCCUUUUCCUGCUUUCUAAAAAUAAUCCUUCAAAAUAACCCUCCAAAAAAUACCUGCUUUGCAACAUUUAAUGUUUAAUCUUUAAAUCUAAAACGAACAACUGCUUUAUAGACAUAAUUAAUUUAAUCUACAAUCCUUAUCCACUUUUUCGAUCUUUACAUAUUUUAUGCUUUUUGCAAAAUAAAAACUUUAUUUCUUUACACUUUUCUUUCUUCUUCCACUUCCCCUCCAAUUUUUUCCACAUAUAAAUUAUUCCUUUUAAAUUAUACUUAACAUUCUUCCAUC